Messenger RNA from Dreissena polymorpha, 5665 nucleotides. RefSeq names its product fatty acid-binding protein homolog 7-like. NCBI's taxonomy places the organism in Eukaryota, Metazoa, Mollusca, Bivalvia, Myida, Dreissenidae. Bases 104 to 544 code for a protein of 146 amino acids. Gene Ontology annotation, cellular component: cytosol; nucleus. Gene Ontology annotation, molecular function: fatty acid binding. Gene Ontology annotation, biological process: fatty acid transport. The transcript has 4 exons. The record is from RefSeq and is a predicted model, not a curated record.
UAAAUCAAUCGGGACACCUCGGACAAUACCGCCAUAUCGGCGAUCGUGUGGUGUGACGGUGUGGUGUAGCCCACUGUCCGAUGCGUUCAGAUUGUUUCUAAAUAUGACAUCUAAUCAAUACGAAGAAAUCCAGAAGAAAUUUUCUGGAACGUGGAGGGUUGACCGUAAUGAAUUGUUUGAAGAAUUUCUUGCGGAAGUUGGGGUAAACUACCUGAUUAGGAAAAUGGCAAGUCGUUCUAAACCAACCUCAGACAUAACAGUAGAUCUUCAAGACGAAACAAUUACCAUAACUCUCAAUUCUACAUUUAUGAAGAAGAUGAGCUCUUUUCGGUUGAACGAGGAAUACGAGGAGGAUUUUCAGGGGAACAAAACGAAGGCCAUUGCUACCUUUGAAGACGGAAAAUUGACAAUUUCAAACAAACCAUUAAGUGACACAGUUAAACCAACGACAGCAGUUCGUGAGAUCAUAGACACGGGGGAUUUAUUGGUGACGAUGCAGGUUGGCGACGUUGUCUGUAAGAGGUACUGGAAACGGGUCACCUAAUCGCUCGCCUCCUGCUGUCACUGUCAACAAGAUUUAAGGUUUCCCCUGCUGGUGCAGCAGAAUGAACAGUUUCUGUGAAUGUUACUCUGAUUGGCAUCGGCAAAUGGCUGUAGCGCGACGGGCUACGUUAAUGUACUGCGUUAAUUACCCUAUAUAUUCUCAGCAAACACAUUAAUUGUAAGCUUUUACAUUACUGUAUUAUCGCAUUCUAUUAUACAAUUUUGCAUUUAAGCAUAAGAUUUACAUAUCCGCAUGAAAUCAUUAUGUAUGUAUGCGUUGUGUUUAACGCUACGGUGUUUUGUUAUAAUGAUUGGAUAUUUCCGUGUGUUUAAUAUGCGAUUUACAUGUAAUAACAUUAUUCACAUAUUUCUUCACGUUUUGUAUAUUAAUUCAAUUUUAGAAUCGCUAAAGUUGAUCAUGAAGACCAUGAAACAAACCUAUUUUAUUAACGCCUUUUUCGAAAUUACACUACGCUGAAGAAUGUGUUGUUGCGGGCGUUGUCAUGUAUAUUGGCAAUAUAUGGUUGUAUCAAUUCAUGCUUUUUUAUUUAUCUUAUAUAUAUGUAAACCUCAAUGCUUUUUUAUCUUUUGGGCACAUAUUCUUACGCAAUAUGUUUUAUACUCAAAUCAGUGCUUAGCAUAUAUUUGGUUAUAUUGUUUAUAUAUUUGGUUUAUUUGGGUUUAGCGACUUGUUGUCGAUCUGUUUAAUAAUUUGCUGGUUUUGUUUCAUUUAUAAUAAAAUAAAUGUGGACAUUUUUAUGCACAUAUGCACAGUAGUUUUGGUAACAACGGGAAUCCCGGUACGUGUUCAAUUCAACUCACUUUUUAUCACCGAGCGGGUCGAAUCAAACGCUUGUGUAUGACAUGUAACUUCGCUUUGCGUUUCUUUCCACAAACCCGUGCGACCCUCAUUAUUUAUCUGGUAUUACGGUCGGAUUGUUUUAUCAUCCUUGCAUAAUUCAAUCAUAUUCGCAAACAUAAUGAAAUAAUUGACAAAAAUAUAUAAGUUUCAAAGCCAUUUGGGAAAUUUCUGUCAUUGGAAAUCCGUUUUUAUUGAGAAAUAACUUGUGUGUAGUGAACCAAAAGGUGAUGUUUAAAGUUUGGCAGACCUACUGACCCUAUUUUUUUAUAUUUAGAGGAAACAUAUGCCUUAUUUUGUUUUGACCGUAUUUGUGUCAUUAUACAGAUCGUGUUUUAAACAUUACUUAUAUUAAGGCAAAUAUACAUCGACACCAACUAGCAUAGAAAUAUUGAUUGUAUAUUAAAAUUGAGGAAUGUUCUAACGAAUGAAAUAGUGCGCGUACUAUUGUUUUUAAAAAAUGCAGAAAGCCAUAUGUCUCGUGAAUCGGGCACACAACCACGUGUAUUGAAAUCGCGCAAAUUAAAUGUCGAAUCAAUUAAGACUAGAAUUUACAAAUUUGACUCACACAUGCAGGAAGGAUUUUAGCAAUAUGUCUCCCGAAUUUCUUUUUUCUGAUGCUUUAUUUUUCUUUAGAGUCGAUUAUUUUCCGGACAUGGAAUGGGUUCGAUAUUAAAAACACGUAUGUGCGUAUUAAUAUCAUUAUUUCGCGAUGUUUCCAAUAUUUAUUUAUUAUUAAUAAUUUUUGUUUAAGCUAGUGUGUCGAAGAUUUUUGUAAACUUAGUGUUUACUGCUUCGUAAUUUACUGUUAUUGUUGAAGGACGAGUUAUUGGUUCAUUUUGGUUAAUGAUGGAACUGUGAUUUUUCAACCAGGUUUUCCGAAGGAAAAACUGGUUAUUAGAUUGGCGAAUGUCGGCGGGCGGAACAAGCUGGUCCGGGUCAUAACUAUGUCGUUCAUUGUGAGAUUUUAAAAUCAUUUGGCACAUUUGUUCAGCAUCAUUGGACGGUGUGUCGCGCGAAAGAAUUACGUCGUUAUCUCUAAGGUCAAGGUCACACUUCGAAGGUCGAAAAUGGCCAUAAAUGAGCUUGUCCGGGCCAUAACUAUGUCGUUCAUUGUGAGAUUUUAAAAUCAUUCCGCACAUUUGUUCACCAUCAUUGGACGGUGUGUCGCGCGAAAGAAUUACGUCGUUAUCUCUAAGGUCAAGGUCACACUUCAAAGGUCGAAAAUGGCCAUAAAUGAGCUUGUCCGGGCCAUAACUAUGUCGUUCAUUGUGAGAUUUUAAAAUCAUUCCGCACAUUUGUUCACCAUCAUUGGACGGUGUGUCGCGCGAAAGAAUUACGUGGAUAUCUCCAAGUUCAAGGUCACACUUAGAGUUCAAAGGUCAAAAAUGGCCAUAAAUGAGCUUGUGCGGGCCAUAACUGUGUCAUUUAUUGUGAGAUUUUAAAAUCAUUUGGCACAUUUGUUCACCAUCAUUGGACGGUGUGUCGCGCGAAAGAAUUACAUGGAUAUCUCCAAGGUCAAGGUCACACUUCGAGUUCAAAGGUAAAAAAUGGCCAUAAAUGAGCUUGUCCGGGCCAUAACUAUGUCGUUCAUUGUGAGAUUCUAAAAUCAUUUGGCACAUUUUUUCACCAUCAUUGGACAGUGUGUCAUGCGAAAGAAUUAAGUCGAUAUCUCCAAGGUCAAGGUCACACUUUGAGUUCAAAGGUCAAAAAUGGCCUUAAUGAGCUUGUCGAGGCUAAGUAUGACGUUGAUUGUGAGAUUUUAAAAUCAUUUGGCACAUUUGUUCACCAUCAUUGGACGGUGUGCCAUGCGAAAGAAUUACGUUGAUAUCUGCAACGUCAAGGUUACACUGUGAGUUCAAAGGUAAAAAAUGGCCAUAAAUGAUCUUGUCCGGGCCAUAACUAUGUCAUUCAUUGUGAGAUUUUAAAAUAACACGGCACUUUACGUCGAUAUCUCCAAGGCCAAGGUCACACUUGGAGUUAAAAAGUCAAAAAUGGCCAUAAAUGAGCUUGGCCGGGCCACAACUAUAUCAUUCAUUGUGAGAUUUUAAAACGACUCUGUACAUUUAUUUUGUUCACAGUCAUUGGACUGCGUUUCAUGCGAAAGAAUUCAAGAGUUCAAAGGUCAAAAUUGCCAUAAAUGAUAAUGGCAUAAUAUUUCUUAAAAAUCGCGAUAAAUUACAACAACAACAAACAACAACAUUUAUUCAGCAGUAAAGCUUAUACAAGCUCAUAGCCUACAUUAUAUACGCAUUAUACAAUUUAUAAGUAAUGGUAGAAGAUAGAAAUUGGACGAUAGUGUUAUGAACUGGUUAACAUGGUUAGUUAUGAAGGGAAUACAUAAUUGCAUCUGAUAUUGCAACUGCACAUCUUAUAUUUACUAAUUACUUACAAGGCAUACGAUUGGAAGAAAUUUAAAUAUUAUUUGGAGAAAUAAACAUUUGUGGAUACGAAUGUUAUAUGUGGGUGUGUCUGAAAUAACAAUUUUAAGAAUCCUAUUUACGUGGAAUAUUUUAAAUAAACUACCUUAAACAUUUAAGUCAAUUACGUAAUGCACUGUUUUGUCAUAUAAUACAAUUCUCUUUUGUGUAUGUUAUGAAAUGUAUACAACAACAACAACAACAACAUCUAUGAAGCUAAUACGAGUUCAUAGCCCUCACAUAUGAAAAUGAGCAUUAAUUUAAUAUAUACAAGAAUACAACAAACAACAACAUGUAUUCAUCAAUAAAGCCUAUACAAGUUUAUAGCCCUCACAUAUGAAAAUGAGCAUUUAUUAUAUACAAGUGAGUAUACAACAACAACAAACAUACAUUUAUUUAUCUAUAAAGCCUAUACAGGUUCAUAGCCCUCUCAUUUGAAAAUGAGCAUUAAUUAUAUAUUUGUAAGUGAUUGCAAAAACACACACGGUACACAUUCCUAGCAUGUUUAUGUUUCAAUUUUACCAUUAACAUCAAGAUUACUUGAUUACUGAUAAAAUAUAGAAUUACGAAACGAGAUGCUGUCUUAAGUUAUUUGCUUCAUAAAUAAAUUUCGCAGUACUUAUCAUUUCACUUUUACUCUUGCUGGACAUUAAUAUUGUAAAUUUAUUUAUUGUUUGCCAUCUGCAAUAGUGCGGUUUAAAAAGUUUUUUUCGUAGGUGUGCAUAUAUUGGACAUACUAGUAGGAAAUGAUAUUCAUUUUCUAUAACGUUCAUGGUGCAUAAUUUACACAUCCGAUUUUCUCGUUCGAUAUUAUUAUAUCGCCCCCUUUCUAUUUCGAGAUUAUGUGAUGAUAAGCGGAACUUACUAAGUGCGAUUCUAUAUUUUGUUUCAUUUACUUUAUCUAAAUAUGAUUCAAGUGUAAAAUGGUGUUUAAAUAGGCAAUACGAUGAGAGACUUUGGGAAUUUAUCACGUCGCUAUGCCAUGUUUGUGUAUAAAUAUCCAUUAUCCUUUGUUUAGAAAGCUGUAACUGUACUUUAGUAAUGUUUUGAUUGACCCAUAGUUCAGACAUCCCAAUGUUUUCCAGAAUGCUUUUCACGUUCCUAGCUCAGUUUUGAUUGCCGUAAGUAUUACCGUUAUUUGCAUCGUUUUUUAACAUGUUGUAUAUAAGUCGAAUCACGCUACUUUCAUUUGACGAUAGUAGUUUAAACCAGUACUUGACAAUAUUUAUUUUUUAGAUUCUCUUGUUUUGUGAAGACAGCAUGCAAAAUAUUCUGUGUCAAUGCAGCAUGUGGGGGUAUACGUCACGUCUGUGACAAAGCUCUAGUUAUAAAUAUUUUUUUUUGAAAACCUUUUUUUGUGACAAUUUUGUCCCUUGUUCAUCAAUGUUAAGUUGAUAAAUGUCUUUAACUGAUUGAUUAUAAAACUGUUUUAUUAUUUUUAAACUGAUUGGAUAUACAUGUAAACCUGUUUUAUUUUUUAAUAAUUAGAACAGUUACAUAAUGACGUUGCUUCUUGUAAUCGUCCAUGCAGCUUUUUAUCCAGGCACUCAUUGUACUUUUCACAUCGUAUAAAAACUAUUCUUUUUGUUAUAAUCGAGCAUGAAUGUUAAACGAGAUGUUCGUUGUAAAUAGUCAAUAAUUGGGACCUGUAGUGGUACCAGAAACUGCUUCAAUGAUGUUUAAAUUUGAUUUAAAUAAAUCGGUUUGAACUUCGAGUUUGUUAAAAGUUUAAAUUUCCUAUAACAUUUUGUUAAAUGUUGGUUCUUUGCUAUUCUGUUUUAAGUGUUGAAACAUACAGAAAAAUUAUCACUUGUUAUCAUCAAUAAAUCAUAAACUCAUGUGA